This is a messenger RNA of Macroventuria anomochaeta, 1513 nucleotides long. RefSeq lists its product as uncharacterized. Gene Ontology annotation, molecular function: protein binding. The coding region runs from base 69 to 1343 and encodes 424 amino acids. The transcript has a single exon. Lineage: Eukaryota; Fungi; Ascomycota; Dothideomycetes; Pleosporales; Didymellaceae. Gene Ontology annotation, cellular component: TRAPP complex; Golgi apparatus. The record is from RefSeq and is a predicted model, not a curated record.
GCCUCAACCCACAACGCAGCAGCACCCAUGGCCGCUCGCCGAGUGGACGGGUCCUCCUGGCCCGGCGCAUGACCAAGGGCCCUCUUGACGCCGAUGGUGUCCUCGACGACCCGCUCGCCCCCGAUGCGCCGACCAGCACCAAUGCCAGCAAUGCCAGCAAUGCCAGCACCCCCAGCACCCCCUCGCGCGUCCUCUCACCCACACGCUCGCCCAUAGCCUCUCCCCCGCCAGAAGCCAGCGCCGCCGCCAGCGCCAUACAGGCCAACCUCUCACUCGACGUGUCCUUUCUCCGCGACCCGUCCGCCUACCACGCGCUCCCCACCACCGCCCCGCUGCCCUUCCAGCAUGCUUCGAACAUCCCCUCUGUCGCAGCACCCAUAGCCUCGCUCCUCCUGUCCGGCCACUACCGCCUCGCCGCCAUCGCUGCGGCACGCAACAUCGUCUCCGCCGCAGCAUCCACCGACUACCCCACGCUCUUCCAUCUCGUGCACAUCCGGCUGGCCUGUCUCUGCUUGAUCAGCGAGCACGCGCUUGCAGCCCAGGAAGCGAAAGUCUUGGGCGAUCUGAACAGCGCCUUCUACCGCCACCCGCUGACGAAUGUGCAUCUCGUUCCCUGGGAGCUGCGGCUGCUGGUUGUGCGGUUGACGGCGCUGGGGUAUGGCGAAUGGCGGAAGGGGAUCAUGGGCUACUAUGAGCUGGCGAGGGAGUGUCGCGAGAGCAUCAUCCGAGCGGCCGAAGAGCCUGAGAGGGCACUCUGGAGAAGGAGACUGAGCGAUUGUGGGAUUCGGGUUGCGAAUACCCUCGUUGAGAUGGGUGAUUUGGAGGGCGCGGGGAGACAUUUGGGGACGUUGUCCAAGAACGGCGGCGACACGGGCUCAGCCGAGGCCAGGGAAGCGCUGGUCAUGGAGACGCUGGUCUGGCUAAGAGUCGGUGAUCUCGCGAGCGCACGACGUUGCCUCGCGGGAGCAUCUGAAGCUGAGAGUGAUGCGCUUCUUGACGGUACGCUGGCAGCACUGGUGCAGCUUGCAGACUCCGACUACGAAGCUGCAGCGUCAUCCUUCCGCAGUCUGCACGAACAGUUCCCUGAGGAUGCCAUGGUUGCUCAGAACCUCGCCGUGUGUCUACUGUACACAGGCCGCAUCCCAGAUGCCAGGGACCUGCUCUCGAACCUGGUCGAUCAGAGUCCACCUUUCCACUCCAUGGUUUUCAAUCUGAGUACUGUGUUCGAAUUGUGCACGGAGCGGAAUAGGGACAAGAAGGCCGAGAUGGCAGAGAAGCUUGCAGGCCGGAAGGACGGCGGAGGUGUUGGCUGGGAGAGAAGUGCAGUCGAGUUCAAGCUAUAACCGCUACUCGACUAGACGCGAUGUUACGAGUUACGAUCUCAGAUAUGUUUUGCUGGUAAAGAUGUACGAAGAAUAGAUUGACAUGAUCUACCAUAUUCAGGAAGCUACCUUGGCGGAGCUAUAUAUCAAUGAUUGCAUCGCGGUGCAGUCUUCUCCCGUCAUGCUCUUAC